AUGGCCUCUUUCUUCACGCAGAUUUGCAGAGGAUUUUCCACAGCAUGUGUGAGAAAUGUUCUGAUCAAGCAUGUGACGAUUAUUGGAGGCGGACAGAUGGGCGCAGGCAUCGCACAGGUAGCUGCAUCUACUGGCCACACGGUGACGCUGGUGGACACAUCUGAACACAUCCUCAAGAAGUCUGUCAAGGGCAUUGAAGGAAGCCUGAAGAGAGUGGUCAAGAAGAAGUACGCAGAUAAUCCACAAGCAGGGGAAGAAUUCAUCCAGAAAGUUUUGAGCAAUGUUUCCACCUGUUCAGACGCACAAGCUGCAGCCCAGAGCACAGACCUGGUGUUGGAAGCUAUUGUGGAAAAUCUUCAAAUCAAACAGGUCCUCUUCAGUGCUCUUGAUGAGGUUGCUCCAGAGCAGACAAUCUUUGCCAGCAACACUUCCUCUCUGCCAAUCACAGACAUCGCCAGCUCCACAACCAGACUGGACCGGUUUGGGGGUCUUCACUUUUUCAAUCCAGUUCCAAUGAUGAAACUUGUAGAGGUUAUAGGAACAUCAUCCACAAGCCAGGACACAUUUGACUCUCUUUUGAACUUCAGUAAAGCCUUGGGGAAAACGCCCGUGUCUUGCAAGGACACCCCUGGCUUCAUUGUGAACCGCCUGCUGGUUCCUUACAUGAUGGAGGCCAUUCGCUUGCAUGAAAGAGGCCAUGGAUCCAAAGAGGACAUUGACAUUGCAAUGAAACUUGGGGCUGGUUAUCCUAUGGGGCCGUUCGAGCUUCUGGACUACGUUGGAUUGGACACUGCAAAGUUCAUCAUGGAUGGCUGGAGUUCAAUGGACCCUGAAAAUCCACUUUUUGCCCCAAGUGAAAUUCUUAACAAACUGGUCGCUGAAGGGAAAUAUGGGAAGAAGACAGGAGAAGGAUUUUACAAAUACAAGUAG
Messenger RNA from Knipowitschia caucasica, 930 nucleotides. Lineage: Eukaryota; Metazoa; Chordata; Actinopteri; Gobiiformes; Gobiidae. The record is from the annotation of a GenBank genome assembly.